Carya illinoinensis is the source of this 1017-nucleotide messenger RNA. RefSeq names its product protein LURP-one-related 7-like. The record is from RefSeq and is a predicted model, not a curated record. Lineage: Eukaryota; Viridiplantae; Streptophyta; Magnoliopsida; Fagales; Juglandaceae. The transcript has 3 exons. The coding region runs from base 289 to 828 and encodes 179 amino acids.
UGUUUUGGUUGGACAGAAUUUGGCGUUAAGUAUUCUCAGCCUACACACCUUUCUACUUUUCUUUGUUCACACCCGACAUUUCAAAACAAAUUCGGUUGCUGCAUCUGAUUCUAUUCAAGUAAACUCAAUUCCUUUUUGAUAAUUAUUUAUUUAUUCCACUCCCUCUGACUCUCUUUAUUCUUCGUUUCUAAAUCGCCAACUCCCUACUAACAGAGUCAGAGGUAAUUAUUGACUCCCAAUUCCUGCUGGAAGACCCAAUAAGGUGAGAAAUCAUCAUACCGCCUACCCAUGGCCUAUUCCGCUGCGGAGUACCCGACGAAUUUGCCGAUCCCGAUCGACCUCUUCGUGUCCACAAAACAUGCCGGCCUUACGCGUGACGAUCUCGGGUUCGCAGACGCCUCCGGUCGCAUUGUUUUCAAGGUCAACCGUCAGUCUUCCAAAUCCUCGGCUAAUAAGCUAGUAAUCGUUGACGCCACGGGAAAACCUGUAAUUUCCUUGCACCGUAGCGACAAUGGGUCGUGGAAAGGCUACAGGGGGGACGAUCAGAAGGACUCCAUUUUCACAGUUAGAACGGAUAAAAGUAAAACCGAGUUGGUGGUGUCUCUUGUUAACCCGGCCUCCGAAUUGAAGGUGAAUGGCCAGCCUUCAAUGAAAUCCUGCACCAUCUAUAAAGGCAAUGACAUUGUGGCUCAGACUAGUCUAAUGUACAAGCUUUGUCAGCUGUAUGUUAGUAGGCGUAAAUUUCGACUAACCAUAUUUCCUGGAUCUGUUGAUCAUGCUGUGGUUGCGGCGCUGAUCGUAAUAUUUUUUGAACGAAGAAGAAAAUAGGAUAAGGAAAUGGAUUGCACGUGUACAAUAUUCGCAGGAUCCUUUUUAUGUGAUUCUUGUACUUAAAGCAUCGAACAAGGCUCAUAUAUGUCUUCAGCCGUGAGCUCACGUGUUAGUCUUUGGUAGUAUGAAUGUAACUAACUCUAUGUCACUCUUCCUCUGCUUCUAUAUAUUCGCUUGAAAGGCUCA